GGCCGGGGUCACGUGGGGCCCCACUGCCUGCGGAUCAACAGAGGCUUAGAGAGCCCGGGGUCUGAGGGGAAAAGAGACACAAAGAGAGUCCGAGACUAGGAAAAGGAGAGCGAUUGAGAGCGAGAGCGAGAGAGCCAGCGAGCAUCAGACAGUUAAAGACAGAGGCAGGCAGAGAGAGAAAGCUACAGAGAUCAGAGGAGAAGGGUGACGCACAGAGACAGAGAGACAGAGAUAAGAGAUCGAGUCAGAGAAAGAAAGCACCAGAGGCUGAGGACAGAAAGAGAAAGUAUCAGAGAGCUAGUCCAAAAGGAAAGCAGAGAAAGAAAAAGAGAGAGAGAGAGAGAGAGAGAGAGAGAGAGAGAGAGAGAGAGAGAGAGAGAGAGAGAAGAAAAGACGUGCAAGGGGAAGAGAAGAGAGCGCCCGGGAUAGAGUGGGAGAGUAGCCCCCUUCACUUUCGGGGGCCCAGGGCGGGGUUACGGAGGGGGAGGCAGCUCCAACCUCUUGCCUCUCCCGGGUAGGGGGAAUACCCUGGCGGGUCAACCCUUUGUGGGAGUGUAGUGUUUGUGUAUGUGUAUGUGUGCAUGCGCGCGCGUGUGUCCGAAAGUGAGUGUGAGUGCGUGUGAGCACAGGGGGUCGGCGACCUCCGCGCCACCUCUCUCCGGCCGCCAUGAGCUCCCCUCCGCCCCCCCGGAAGGGUUUUUACCGGCAGGAGGUCACUAAGACUGCGUGGGAGGUGCGGGAACUCUACCGGGACCUGCAGCCCGUGGGCUCGGGGGCUUACGGGGCCGUGUGCUCGGCCAUUGACAGCAGGACCGGCACCAAGGUGGCCAUCAAGAAGCUGUACCGGCCCUUCCAGUCAGAACUGUUCGCCAAGCGCGCAUACCGGGAGCUGCGGCUGCUCAAACACAUGCGGCACGAGAACGUGAUCGGCUUACUAGACGUCUUCACCCCAGAUGACACGCUGGACGACUUCACGGACUUCUACCUGGUUAUGCCAUUCAUGGGCACAGACCUCAGCAAGCUGAUGAAACACGAAAAGCUUAGCGACGACAGGAUCCAGUUCUUGGUCUACCAGAUGCUUCGCGGCCUCAAGUACAUCCACGCUGCUGGCAUCGUCCACAGGGAUCUCAAGCCUGGGAACUUGGCUGUGAAUGAGGACUGUGAGCUGAAGAUUCUGGACUUUGGCCUGGCCAGGCAGACAGACAGUGAGAUGACUGGCUAUGUGGUGACUAGAUGGUACCGAGCACCGGAGGUCAUCCUCAACUGGAUGCGUUACACACAGACAGUGGACAUCUGGUCUGUGGGCUGCAUCAUGGCUGAGAUGAUAACCGGGAAGAUACUCUUCAAAGGCAGUGACCACCUGGACCAGCUGAUGGAAAUCAUGAAAGUGACUGGAACGCCUCCCCCAGAGUUUGUGCAGCGGCUUCAGAGUCAGGACGCAAAGAACUACAUGGAGAGCCUUCCCGAGCUGGAGAAGAAGGACUUUGCCUCCGUCCUGAAGAACGCGACCCCCUUGGCUGUGAAUCUGCUGGAGAAGAUGUUGGUGCUGGACGCGGAGAAGCGAGUGACGGCAGCGGAGGCGCUAACCCACCCGUACUUUGAGACUGUGCAUGAGGCUGAAGACGAGCCCCAGGCUCAGGUGUAUGAUGACUCCUUUGACGACGUCGACCGGACACUGGAUGAGUGGAAACGAGUCACAUACAAAGAAGUUCUCAGCUUUAAGCCCCCUCGGGUCCUGGACUCAAAGGAGACGUCUCUGUGAUCCCAUGUGGAGAUGAAAAGGGGGUCCCUCAGAUCCAGGCCAAUAGGAAGCCUUGUGGGAACCACUCACUGGUUUAAGGUGGGGCUGGGCACCAGCAGUGAGUGCCUCCUGGGGUGACUCUGGAGGGGCUCAGCUGGCAGUAACCCCCACGAUGACUUUGGGAUUGGGGGCAGGGAUCUCUUAGGGUUCUCAAUGUCCCUCCCUCAGGGCUAGAAUUCCCCACCCCCAUUUGGAAGGAGAGGGGCAGGCAGGACCCCAGAGACGAUUUGAGGAGACACCCUGCUAGACUGCAGCACCCCCCCCUCCUCCCCCCCCAGCCAGAAGCCUUAGGCCCUGCCUCUGGUCUGAGGUGGCCGAUGGUGAUGAUUGUGCUCUGUCUCAGUUGAUGUCCAGCCCUCUCCUCUUCAUUCACCCCCUGCCCCCUGACGCCUGUGGCGUUUGAGCUGCAGGGGCUGUGGUGGGCAGUUGUGACUCAGGGACAGCAUCCCUCUUUACCCCCAUAUGUAAAUAAAGACUCCUGGCAUGUGUCUGCAAGGAGAAUAAACUGUUUUGUAACA
This is a messenger RNA of Dromiciops gliroides (monito del monte), 2319 nucleotides long. RefSeq names its product mitogen-activated protein kinase 12 (gene MAPK12). Gene Ontology annotation, molecular function: MAP kinase activity; ATP binding. Bases 668 to 1762 code for a protein of 364 amino acids. Gene Ontology annotation, cellular component: cytoplasm; nucleus. NCBI's taxonomy places the organism in Eukaryota, Metazoa, Chordata, Mammalia, Microbiotheria, Microbiotheriidae. The record is from RefSeq and is a predicted model, not a curated record. The transcript has 12 exons. Gene Ontology annotation, biological process: intracellular signal transduction; protein phosphorylation.